AUGGCAUGUCCGCCAGAUAGUGAUAACGUGUUCGGUCCCCGCAUCAGCCCUGAUUGUCGUCCAUUCGAUUUUACUCUCCUGUUUGAGGAUGGCUUCUUUGGCUUGCUUCCUGCAGCCCUCUUCUUGGUCCUGGUUCCCCAGCGACUGCAUUUUCUUCGCGCUGCCCAGGUCAAACUGGGCUCAUUCCGACUGGCAAUCGUGAAAUUGGCUCUAUUGGCUGUGUUAUUGGUUUUGCAAGUGCUAUACACAGCUCUGCGGGUGGAAGACUCCGACCUUCGUACCAGCGUAGGACUGGCCUCCGGGAUCGUUAAUAUCAUCGCUACAGGUGCAGCAAUGGUGUUAUCCUUCCUAGAGGACCAGCGCUCAGUAAAGCCAUCUGAUCUUCUGGUAAUCUACUACUCUGCAGAAACGCUUCUGGUACUGCCGCAACUUCGUACGCUGUGGGAGAUUCCUACAGCCAGCCAGGCUUGUCGGGCAUUGUGGAUUGCAAUAUUUAUCUUCACCCUCGGAGUACUCAUCGCAGAAUCAGUGCACAAGUUUCGAUUUCUGCGGCCACUCUAUCGGAAAUCUACUGGGGAAGGAGUCUUCGGAUUUUGGGGCCAGAGCUUCUUUAUUUGGGUGCUACCGGUUCUUCAGACCGGUUACUCGAAGGCGCUGGAUAUCAGAGACAUUCCGGAGUUGGAUGCUGAUCAACAGGCACAAUUCACAGAGGCAGAAGUAGAGACGGCUUGGGAGACCAGAUCGGGAAGGUAUCGAAUGCUUCGGUCUACAUUCUAUGCCUACCGGUGGACCUUUUUCUCGGGAAUCGUACCACGCCUCUGCCUUGGUGCUCUUAGCUUUUGUCAGCCGUUUCUUAUCACCGCAACAGUUGACUAUAUCGAAGGUACUAAGAAGUCAGAUAGCAAAAGGCGCGGCCAAGCGAUCGUGGGUGCGUAUGUGCUAGUUUAUCUGGGAUGGGCUAUCUCCACUGCAGUGUAUUGGCGCCAAACAAACCGGUUUAAUACACAGGUCCGCUCCGGUUUGAUUUCCAUGAUAUAUGCUCAGACCUCCCGUCUCAAGGCCAGUGACAUCAACGAUUCCGCAGCCAUCACCCUCAUGGGUACAGAUGUAGAAAGAGUUGUCCAAAGCCAGAAGACCAUCCACGAAACAUGGGCAUCGAUUCUGGAAGUUGGGGUCGCAAUCUGGCUACUAGAGAGACAGCUUCUAGUUGCCUGUGUGGUCCCUGCCGUCAUUGCAAUAGGUUCGGUGAUAGCGAUAGGACCAAUUUCCAAUCGAUCCGGCCAGGCUCAAAAGGAAUGGAUUCAGCGCGUUCAAACCAGAGUAACUGCGUCAUCUAACAUGCUACGCGACAUCAAAUCAGUCAAGAUACUCGGUCUGUCCCGUAUUUUGUUCAAGACAGUUUCUGAGAUGCGAAGGAUCGAACUGAAAAGUUCCGAGCGCUUCCGAAAACUACUCAUCUGGGAAAUUGUAAUUUCGAAUGUGCCCACCGAUUUCACCCCCUUUGCAACCUUCGCCAUUUAUACAAUAAUCGCGGUCACCAAGCACAAUAAGACACUACUUUCAAGCCAAGCUUUCACAUCACUCUCGCUCAUAUCCCUUGUGACCAAUCCACUCCUCACUUUCAUCCAGGCUGUGCCAUCCGUACAACAGGCGAUGUCAUGCUACCAGCGCAUCGAAGAAUAUUGUCUGAAAGCUCCUGUCUCCUCUUCCAGGGACUCCGUCUCGCCCAUACAUUCAACUGCACCUGAGGAUAGAGUAAUGGAGCUGAAAGCCUUUCCACCGAGACCAGCAUCUGGCAGUUCUCCUAUCUCCUUCGAAAAAGCCACCAUUGCAUGGUCUAAGGAUGGCGAAAGCCAACUUCAUGAUAUCAACAUUGCAGUCAAAUCCGGUAUUACCGUGCUUGUUGGCCCUGUGGGCUCUGGGAAAUCCACCUUGCUCUCUAGUGUGCUCAGAGAAACGGUGACGAAAUCUGGUCACAUACGGGUGGUAAACUCUCGAUUGGCCUACUGUCCACAAGUUCCCUGGAUAUUCAAUGAAACUGUUCGUCAGAAUAUCAUUGUCGGGUCUGUAUUCGAUUCGAAAUGGUAUGAAUUUGCUAUAUGGGCAUGUGGUCUGAAAGAAGACUUAGCCACCAUGCCUGGUGGGGAUCUGUACCGUGCGGGCACCGACGGUCUUUCUCUCAGUGGGGGCCAAAAGCAGCGAAUUGCAUUAUGUCGCGCCAUUUAUUCGCGGCAAAAGCUCGUAAUACUGGACGACGUAUUCAGUGGACUUGACUCGACCAACAUCAGUACUAUUGCUACCCGUCUAUUCGGCCCGAAUGGAUACUUUCGUACAUCCGGAUCGACAGUCCUUCUAGCUACUCAUACACAACAUCUCCUUCAGUAUGCGGAUCAGAUUGUUGUCCUCGAGGGUGGCAAAGUUGUGGUUAAGGGAACAUAUGAUCAAGUGAUAUCACUCCGCAAACCCGAGGUGGCCACUAGGUCUCUGGUGAGCACCGAGGAGAUCGCUGAGGAAUCGACUUCCGAGGUUCAAGAUUCCAAUGGCCCAGACAAGGCCGACACCAAGUCUUCUGACCCGGACUUGACGAACCCACUGCGGCGAGAUGGUACUUGGUCCGUAUACAAACACUAUUACCAGUCCGCUGGAUUUAUAGCAUUCACAGUCUGCAUAGCUUUCAUGAUUGUGGAAGCAGUCAGCGGUAACUUUACAACCCUGUGGAUUCAGUGGUGGGUAGAGGCAAACGAAAAGAGGCCCAACCAAGAUGUUGGCAUGUAUAUUGGCAUUUACGCUUUGCUUUUCGUUAUACAAUUCUUGGGGACCGCUGGUGGCCUGUGGCUUUUCAUCAUAACCGUCAUCAACAAUACGGCAAUGAACCUCCAUACAGACCUUCUAUCUGCUACUUUGAGUGCACCAUUCAGUUAUUUCCAAGCCACCGAAAUCGGGACCUUGACAAAUAGGUUCAGUCAAGAUAUGGAGUUGAUUGACAUGACACUCCCUUUAGUUGCAUCAAUGUUCUUGGCAGGGCUUGCAGCCGGCAUAGUCAAGCUGGUCAUUCUUUGCGUUGUCAGCAAAUACCUGGCAGCAGUCAUCCCAGCACUUCUGAUCAGUCUAGUCGUCCUGCAGAGAUACUAUCUGCGUACUUCCCGACAGGUCCGGCUGCUGGACCUCGAAGCCAAAGCUCCCCUCUACACCCACUUCACGGAAGCGGUCCAAGGAGCCACCAGCAUCCGCGCUUUUGGGGCGGAGGCAUGGUUCCAUGAAAAGAUGCAUCGGCUGCUCAACCACUCGCAAAGACCAUUUUAUAUGCUAUUCUGCAUCCAACAAUGGCUCACGCUAGUGAUGAGCUUGAUUGUGACGGCUUUGGCGGUGAUUAUUGUGGCGAUGACUACCUCAUUGGCCGACCGGUACAAUGCAGCGUCUGUCGGAGUGGCUUUGACGUUGAUCCUGACCUUUAACACCACUCUUUCCAGCACGCUCCGAAUGUGGACUAGUCUGGAAACGAGUAUCGGGGCGGUGUCACGUGUACAACAGUUUGUUCGAGACACCCCGCGCGAGACAAACAAUGGCCUGCUCGACUCCGUGGCUUCUCCAAGCUUGGAUCCAUCGGACUGCACCAUCAGGUUCGAGGCCAUUACAGCGGGAUACGGUGAAUCCACUCCAGCCAUUUUAAAAAACCUCUCCCUCACAAUAUGUCCUGGCGAAAAAGUCGCCAUCUGUGGCGCGUCUGGGAGUGGGAAAAGCUCCUUGAUCAUGUCUCUUCUCCGCAUGAGUGAACUCUACUCGGGCACCAUCUCGAUCGGAGGCUACGAUAUCUUCACGCUUGAACGACAAGACAUUUAUUCCCUCAUCGGGGUGAUCCCACAAGAGCCAUUUUUGAUGCCAGGCACCGUUCGAUUCAAUUUGGAUCCCUUCCAGAGGGCAUCCGAUGAACACAUUGGGUCUGUGCUCCAAAAGGUGGGUCUCUGGGAACGCAUCGAGCCAAAUGGGGGGCUGGAUAUGGACCUGGUUAAUGUAUCGACCUGGUCGGUGGGCGAGAGGCAGUUGCUCGCCUUGGCCCGGGCCCUUGCCGUCCCACGACCUGUUCUCAUCCUUGACGAGGCCACGAGUAGUGUCGACCGGGACACCGAAGCGGCCAUGCAAGAUAUUAUCGAGCAAGACUUUGCCCAACAGACCGUGGUGGCGGUUGUUCACCGCCUCUCCUACAUUGAUCGAUUUGAUCGCGUGGCAUUUCUCAAGAAUGGAGAGCUAGUGGAAUGCGAUACGCCCCGGGCCUUACUCGGUCGGGAUAGCGAAUUCCGGCAAUUAUAUCAGGCCUUGGAAGGGCCCUGA
Aspergillus sclerotioniger CBS 115572 is the source of this 4329-nucleotide messenger RNA. Its product is annotated as ATP-binding cassette transporter. The record is from RefSeq and is a predicted model, not a curated record. The transcript is spliced from 11 exons. Gene Ontology annotation, biological process: transmembrane transport. Gene Ontology annotation, cellular component: membrane. Gene Ontology annotation, molecular function: ATP binding; ATP hydrolysis activity; ABC-type transporter activity. The coding region runs from base 1 to 4329 and encodes 1442 amino acids. Lineage: Eukaryota; Fungi; Ascomycota; Eurotiomycetes; Eurotiales; Aspergillaceae.